This is a messenger RNA of Pongo pygmaeus (Bornean orangutan), 1573 nucleotides long. RefSeq names its product zygote arrest 1 like (gene ZAR1L). The transcript is spliced from 6 exons. The coding region runs from base 428 to 1393 and encodes 321 amino acids. Lineage: Eukaryota; Metazoa; Chordata; Mammalia; Primates; Hominidae. Gene Ontology annotation, cellular component: cytoplasm. The record is from RefSeq and is a predicted model, not a curated record. Gene Ontology annotation, biological process: translation.
UCAGGCAUCCCAACCGUCAGUAUCUGACCGAAUAAAGCGGGAACUGGAGAUUCGGAUCACCUGUCUUCCUCGCAGGCUGAACUGGAAGACCUGACUUCAUCUCCAAAUUCGUUGGUUCUGUAACAUGCCUAAUACAAGGCUGAGUAGGGUUUGUUGUAAGACCUACAAAGCCUUCAAAUGGAUUCAGUGAGAGUUGCUCCCAUGGGGACCUUGCUGCUUCCAGAAGGUGCUUGAGCAAUAAACAGAAGCAACCUCGGAUUAGAAAAAGGGGUAAUAAGCAGCAGCUCCCAUUAGAAUCUGAAAUAAAUGGAGAAGCCAGGAAUGAAUCUGAACCAACCUGAUGAAGAGAAAGAAGGGGCGGAUGAAGGCAAAAUAAGGACACAAACUGGGUAGGAUAUUAGGCUGCGCCUGAGCACCUGCUGAGCGGAUGGAGCGCUUUGUCCGUGUUCCCUAUGGCUUGUACCAGGGUUAUGGGAACACAGUGCCUUUGGGCCAGCCUGGACUCUCAGGGCACAAACAGCCCGACUGGCGGCAAAAUAUGGGUCCUCCCACUUUUCUGGCCAGGCCAGGGCUGCUGGUGCCCGCGAACGCCCCUGACUACUGCAUUGACCCUUACAAAAGGGCGCAGCUUAAGGCCAUUCUUUCCCAGAUGAACCCCAGCCUGAGCCCGCGGCUGUGCAAGCCCAACACCAAGGAGGUGGGCGUGCAGGUGAGCCCGCGGGUGGACAAGGCUGUGCAGUGCUCUCUGGGGCCUCGCACCCUCAGCAGCUGCUCCCCCUGGGACGGCAGAGACCCCCGGGAGCCGCUGCCAGCCUGCGGGGUCACUUCGCCCGCCACCGGCCGCAGGGGCUUGAUCCGCCUGCGGAGAGAUGGGGACGACGCGGAGAGCAAGGCGCUCCCGGGCCCUGCGGAGGCCGGCCAGCCGCAGCCACCACCACGGAGGUCAGAAGCUGACAGGCAGGAGGAGCCCGGGCAGCUGGAGGAAUCGGGGGAGAAAAACGCCCCGUGCCCUCAAGAAACGAAGAGCAAGCAGGUGCUUGGAGACGCCGCCUCCGAGCCGCUGCGGAGGCCCAACUUCCAGUUUUUGGAACCAAAAUAUGGCUAUUUCCACUGUAAAGAUUGCAAGACCAGGUGGGAGAGUGCUUACGUGUGGUGCAUUUCUGGAACGAACAAGGUUUAUUUCAAACAACUCUGUUGUAAAUGCCAAAAGAGUUUUAACCCUUAUCGAGUAGAAGCAAUCCAAUGUCAGACCUGCUCAAAGUCUCAUUGUUCCUGUCCUCAAAAGAAGAGACACAUUGAUCUAAGGAGGCCUCAUCGACAGGAACUGUGUGGUCGCUGCAAAGACAAGAGAUUCUCCUGUGGCAAUAUUUACAGCUUUAAAUAUGUGAUGUGACUUGUACAGUGUGACUUGUAACGGACCCCUGAGCUCUUCUUGUAACUUACUGUGCUGUCUUCCUUUUUUGCAACUUGGCUCUGACCUGGCAUUGGAAAAUGGCUAGGCUUUUGUACUUUUUGUAGAUUGUGUAACAAUUGUACAAUGUGAAUAGAAUAAAAUAAAUGCAUGUGAACUAGA